AUGGACGAAACGGUACAGUCGAGCAGCCUGCAAAACAAUGAACUGGAUAUGGAGCUCGCUUGCUCCGCGGAACAGGCCGAACAGGAUGAGAAAGCCGCACAAGAAGCCAAGGAAGAUGAAGCCUUAACGGAGCUGGUGAAUGCAGAGGAGUUUCUGGCGUCGGAAGGUGUCCCGCUGCUCGACUACGAAAAGCAGAUGUUUUUCGACCUUUUGCAUACGGAUGCGUUGGUCGUUUGUGCGAAGGGCAUCUCCUAUGAACGGGCGAUGCUGAAUCUGUUGAAAAUCUUCUGCGACACCUCCACGCUUGUGUUGGUCGUGAAUUGUUCGGAAGCGGAGGAACAGUACUACCGUACGAAUCUGGAGCAUGCGGAGCACAUUCACGAGUCGGCAAAAACGGCAGCGGAACGGGAACGGACGUAUCUGCAGGGUGGAAUUCAGUUCAUAAGCACUCGCAUUUUGGUGGUCGAUUUGCUAAAAAACCGCAUCCCAAUCGAGCUGAUAACGGGCAUGUUUGUUGUGCGCGCACAUGAAAUAGUUGAAUCGUGCCAGGAAGCGUUUGCGCUCCGUUUGUAUCGGCAGCGUAACAAGGUGGGCUUUAUUAAGGCGUUCUCUCGCAACGUGGAAGCAUUCACGUACGGGUAUGGGCACGUGGAGAAGGUGAUGCGCAAUCUGUUCGUGAAGGAGCUGUUUAUUUGGCCCCGGUUUCACAUGACCAUCCAGCGGUCGCUGAAACCGUUCGAACCGGCCGUGGUCGAACUGCAGAUACCGAUGACACAGAACAUGAUUCUGCUGCAAACGAAUUUGCUCGAUCUGAUGAACUAUCUCGUGAAGAGCAUUAAGAAUUUGAACCGAUUCGUGGAACUGCAGGAGGUGACGGUGGAGAACUGCGUUACGAAGAAGUUCCACAAGAUACUGCAGGCUCAGCUGGACACGAUCUGGCAUCAGUUAAGCUCGCAAACAAAGUUGAUUGUGGCCGAUUUGAAGGUGUUACGCAGUUUGAUGAUCUCCUGUCUCUAUGGCGAUGCCGUAUCGUUCUACGCGCUUCUUAAGCGGUAUAGAACGACCGAAUACGCGUUAAACAAUUCCGGUUGGACCAUACUGGAAGCAGCGGAAAAGGUGUUUACCAUAGCAAAGGAACGUGUAUUUAAUCGGGAGAAUGAGUUUGAACCGGAACUUUGCCCAAAAUGGAAAGCUCUUUCCGACGUGCUGCGAGUCGACAUACCGAACGACAUCAAGGAAAUAGCACGCAAAAUGCGCAAACAGGAAGAACGACAAAAGUUUAUGCAGCAACAGGUGAAAAUAUUGAUACUCUGUCAGGAUUCGCGGGCCUGCUAUCAGCUGAACCAAUUCCUCACGCAAGGCCCCGAGCGUUACCUGUUCUUUCAAGCGAUGAAGAACGACAUAUCCGUUACGAAGCUGGCGGAACAGUUUAAACACAUCUCAACCGAAACGGACGGUGCAGCUUUUCGGAUACAAGAGUUUGAACCGGUCGCAAGACCGAAACCAACCACUGCGAAUGUAUCAGGCGUACAAAAACAAUCCUCCAGCAAGGAACCGGAAUCGGGAAAGGGUGGAUUUUUACGUGAGCGGAUUGCUAAAAAGCGUCGUGAAGCAGCCGAAGAAGAGGAAGCUCGCAAGCGGAAGGAAAUAGAGGAAGAGGAAGCAAAGGAACGGGGUGAAGGUGAUGAGAGUGGUGUUAAAAAAUCGGACAUGGAACGAGAUUUGGCCGCGGUGCGUACGGAUGAACAGGACCAUCAGCAAUACUUCCGCGACUCGUAUGUACUGACAAUGUCCCAGCGUCCUCUUGUGGCGGACGAGCCGGACAGCGAUCAGUCACAGUUCGACGUCACCAUGCUGGAGAGUGGGGUGUUUGAAUCGUUUGUCGAGAUGGAACAGAUGGACAUAACGAGCGUGGUGAAGGAAUCGAACCGCCCGCUGGUGUUUAUACAGACGUUUAAAAGCGAAACGAGCGGGCUGGGAUCGUUGGAUCGUACGCUGGAACAGAUACGGCCACGCUAUAUUGUGAUGUAUCACACGAACGUUACCGCCAUCCGGCAGAUUGAGGUGUACGAGGCGCGGCAACAGCGGCAGCUGAUGGCCCGCGUGAGGGUGUUUGCUAUCAUUUACUCGAAAACGGUCGAAGAACAAUCGUAUCUGACCUCGUUACGGCGCGAGAAGCAAGCGUUCGAACUGCUGAUCGAAACGAAACGGACAAUGGUUGUUCCGGAGUAUCAGGAUGGCAAAUCGGAGGACACGAUCAUGAUGUUGCAGAAGAAGCAGGAAAUCUCUAGCCGACAGGCCGGUGGUCAGGAGGUUAAAGAUCCGGCAGAAAUUGUAACACCGCGCGUGAUCGUAGACAUGCGUGAGUUCCGAUCGGAUUUGCCCUGUUUGAUUCAUAGGAGAGGCAUCGAUGUUGUGCCACUGACCAUCACGAUUGGAGAUUACAUCAUCACACCGGAAAUUUGCGUGGAACGUAAAUCAAUUUCCGAUCUGAUCGGUUCACUCAACUCGGGCCGGCUCUACAAUCAGUGUGUGCAGAUGACACGUUACUACGCGAAACCGAUUCUGCUGAUCGAGUUCGAUCAAAACAAACCGUUCCACUUUCAGCGCUACUUUAUGGUAUCGAACGCUAGCGGUGCGGGAACGUCAUCCGGUGGUGGUUCUUCCUCCAACGAGGACAUUAUGGCUAAGCUGCAACUGCUUACCAUACACUUUCCCAAACUGCGGCUCGUUUGGUCACCGAGCCCCUACUCGACCGCGCAACUGUUCGAGGAGCUAAAGCAGGGCAAAGCGGAACCCGAUCCGGAUGUUGCCGUCAAGGUCGGUUCGGACGAGGCGGCAAACAACGAUGAGUACGAAACGCUGGACGGGUUGGCGAAUGUGGAGGUGCAAGAAUUUUUGUUAAAAUUGCCCGGCAUCACGGCCCGGAACGUGCGUCGUGUUAUGCGCCAGUGCACGAGCUUGCGCGAUUUGACGCAGAAGACUGAGGCUGAGCUGGAGGAGCUGUUGGGUGGGCAGGCGUUGGGGAAGCAGCUGUGGGAGAUACUGCACGUGGUGCACAAACCGGCCAAGCCGGAUUCAAAUGAUAAACCGUAUGGAGGGAAGUUUAAGCGUGGCGGGAAGCGGUUUUGA
This is a messenger RNA of Anopheles marshallii, 3132 nucleotides long. RefSeq names its product DNA repair endonuclease XPF (gene mei-9). Gene Ontology annotation, biological process: nucleotide-excision repair involved in interstrand cross-link repair; resolution of meiotic recombination intermediates; double-strand break repair via homologous recombination. Lineage: Eukaryota; Metazoa; Arthropoda; Insecta; Diptera; Culicidae. Gene Ontology annotation, cellular component: nucleotide-excision repair factor 1 complex. Gene Ontology annotation, molecular function: damaged DNA binding; single-stranded DNA binding; single-stranded DNA endonuclease activity. The transcript is spliced from 6 exons. Bases 1 to 3132 code for a protein of 1043 amino acids. The record is from RefSeq and is a predicted model, not a curated record.